Messenger RNA from Oldenlandia corymbosa var. corymbosa, 2029 nucleotides. NCBI's taxonomy places the organism in Eukaryota, Viridiplantae, Streptophyta, Magnoliopsida, Gentianales, Rubiaceae. The record is from the annotation of a GenBank genome assembly.
UGUCGUUGUUGCUGUUUCUGUCCCCAAUCCUCUGCUGUUAUAUAUAGGCCUUACAUUCUCAACUCUUUUUUAUCCUUACAAGAUUUUUUCUCAUCUUCAGACCAUAAAAAUUAGCCAAACACUCUCUCUUAGUUCUGGCGUACAUAUUAUUCAACAUAAAUUCCUCAAAGUGUAUAUUAUCCGUGUUCAUCUUCUAUAUUAUUAAGUCCUUUACUAUUAAACCCAUGAGAACGAGGAGUGGUGUUUGCUAUCCAAGAUUUAUUGCAAAUUUUGGUGAAUCGUGUGAACCAGAUGAUGGCGACAGAAGAAGAAUAUCGGUAUCAUCUACGAAGAAGAAGAGGAGAAGAGAUGAGAUUUUGGUGGCUGAACAGAUUAUUGGUCGUCGGCGGCGAGUUGUGGCGGAAAGGAUGGAUGGUCGCCGGAGAAAGGCGGCCAAGUUGGUGUUCUCUUCGUCACCUGCCACCACAGAUAGAGCAGAUAAGGUAGAUGGAGGAAUGGGCUGCUCUGACUUUUUUGAGGCCUUACCAGACGAUCUGGUUGUUUUCAUUCUCUCCAAGCUCACCGCCACCGCCACUUGUCCAGCCGAUUUUAUUAACGUUUUAAUAACGUGCAAAAGAUUUAAUGAAUUAGCAUUUAGCUCCUUGGUCCUCUCCAAAUCGUCCCAGAAAAUGUUAACUGUUAAAGCAGAUAAAUGGUCGGAAUACGCUCAUCAAUUUUUAAAAUUAUGUGUCGAUUCUGGAAAUGUUGAAGCUUCCUAUAUCCUCGGCAUGAUUAGAUUUUAUUGCUUGCAAAACCGCGGGAGUGGAGCGUCCUUGAUGGCAAAGGCGGCGAUUAGCUCACACGCGCCGGCACUUUAUUCACUGUCUGUUAUUCAAUUUAAUGGGAGCGGAGGGUCAAAAAAUGAUAAGGAUCUCCGCGCCGGUGUUGCUCUCUGUGCUAGAGCCGCUUUUCUUGGUCACAUCGACGCUCUCCGGGAGCUUGGUCAUUGCUUGCAAGACGGGUAUGGUGUGAAGCAAAAUAUAUCCGAAGGUAGGCGAUUUCUUGUACAAGCCAACGCGCGUGAAUUGGCCGCUGUUUUGUCGGCCACACCUUCGACAUUUUCAGAUAAUUGGUUGAGCUUGAGCACUCCGGCCAACUACCGUUUACAAGGUGACGGAAAUUGGAUGACAUUGAAUGCCUCAGCUCACCAACGUAACGGGGUUGUAGCUACCGGCUGCCCGUUGCUGAGUGAUUUUGGAUGCAAUGUUCCGGUGCCGGAAGCACAUCCGGCCAACCGAUUUUUAACGGACUGGUACGCAGCUCGGGGAGGAAAUCCGGGUCCGGGAUUGAGGCUGUGCUCACAUUCGGGAUGUGGACGGCCGGAGACUAGGAAGCAUGAGUUCCGGCGGUGCUCCGUUUGUGGGUCAGUGAAUUAUUGCUCACGCGCUUGUCAGGCGCUUGAUUGGAAGAUGCGACAUAAAGCUGAGUGCACACCAGCCGAACAAUUGAUAGGCGAGGAAGGAGAAAACAUGGACGGAAAUGUUGCCAACGUUGACGGUGACGUUAACGGAGAAAUUGACGGCGAUGACAUGGAAUACGAGCAAGAAGAGGGAGAGGAAGAUGAUAACGUACAUGGCAACGUUGGGGAUGAAGAAAUGCGGGUGGAAAUGGAUAGUUGAGUUGACGGCGUGAGACUGUGAAUGUGACGGUAACGGCACGUGAGUCUUUGGUAAAAUUAUGGAAGGAGAAGAAAACAAAAAGAAAAGAAAUUAGGCAAUUUUGUGUGGGAACAAAGGAAAAAAAAGAGAGGAAAUAUUCGAUCAUGAGCCUUGUAAAAAAAGAAAAAAAGAAAAGUAAAUUCGGAAGUUGUCACAUUCCCUGCUCUAUUUCCCUUCCUUUGGAAAAAAAUUUCUUUAUUUUUUGUGAAUACAAUCUAUAUUAUUGAUUUUGUUAAAUAUCGUUUGAAAAGUAUGGAACAAAGGUUAAAAAUAGAAAUUUGAAAAUUUAUUUUGAUGUUUGGAAAUUAAUCUUUUUUUACUACAUAUUUUUG